Macroventuria anomochaeta is the source of this 3045-nucleotide messenger RNA. Its product is annotated as HD-domain/PDEase-like protein. The coding region runs from base 135 to 2960 and encodes 941 amino acids. The transcript has 6 exons. NCBI's taxonomy places the organism in Eukaryota, Fungi, Ascomycota, Dothideomycetes, Pleosporales, Didymellaceae. Gene Ontology annotation, biological process: signal transduction. The record is from RefSeq and is a predicted model, not a curated record. Gene Ontology annotation, molecular function: 3',5'-cyclic-nucleotide phosphodiesterase activity.
CGCGUCCCAUUGCGAUACCUACCUGCGACCUAUCUCGAUCUCUCUGUACCCUUCCGCCUCCUUCUCCUCUGCGCGGCAGCCACCCGGACGCCGGAGACCACCGUAGGCUGGUCGCCGCUGCAUAGGUGGAGACCAUGGAACAUGGCGCGUGCAACGUCAUAUACGUUGACCGGCGAGCCAACGACGAGCACGUAAAACGAGAGACGCUGUCCAGCUCUCUCAUUGCAAGAACGAGCACAGGCAAUGUUGGACAGAGCUACUUUGCGCUUGGCAAGACGCCGCCUGUUGAGGUGCAUGCGAACGUCGAGGCCAUUCUGUCCAUCUUCAAUGAAGUCCACAUCUGCGGUUCUGGCAGCUCAUGUCUGUCCAAGAUCGCCCAGCUUGUCGAUGCUACCAAGUCCAACAUACCGACCUUUGUUAUCCUCGAUGUACCGUAUGACGAAGAAUUACGGUUAAAACGGUUGUCGCGCGAACCUCGUACACCAUCUCCUACGUCUCCACGUAUAACGAGGGUAGACAACGGCGAGCCAGACGAUACAUACAGUACACACCUGCUCACACAUAUUUCUUCAGAGAUAUCGUCAAGAAACUUCUCCAAGCUGGUGGUCCCUGUUGUCAUGCUGACCGGCCUGGAACGCGAAUCUGCGUCCGCCGCCACUCCUCCAUUGAGUCUUAACAAGACUCAAGUCCUCACUGAUACUGUUAGAUUGUCCAAGUACCUGGACUCUGGUGCCGUGGAUGUGCUAUCAAGUCCGUUAUCAAAAGACCGUAUGCAUGGCUUGGCGGUACAUGCCUAUCGAUUACAGAAAGAGGCCACACGCGAAGAUGCCAGCUUUCUGACGACUAAGAGGAAUAGGAAGCUAUCGUGGGUCGGUGUGGACGAUGCAAAGCCAUACGCAUACUUACGUGAGGCUAUGGUAUCCAGUUUGAUGACCGGUAUUUGCAACCCAGAGACCGUUGGGGACUCGUUAGAUGCCUCGGACUUCGAACUGGAACCUGAGAGAAAGAGAGUUGUCGAGGACAAAGUUGCUACCUGGGCAUUUUCAGCGCACAACUUUACUGAUGAUGAGCUAUUAUACGCCGCACUGGUCAUGCUUGAGCAUGCACUCUCGUCUCCAGAACUCUCACAGUGGCAGAUGACCGAAGAUGAACUCAUCGUCUUUCUCAUGGCCAGUCGUACGGCGUAUAAUGAGUUCGUCAAGUACCACAACUUCCGUCACGUCGUCGAUGUCCUUCAAGCGCUGUUCCACUUCCUGGUGCGAAUAGGCACCUUACCCAGUUACCCUCCGACCAACGAAGAGCCUUCUAACAAGAAAUCACCAAUUGCCGACCUACUUAAGCCGUUCGACGCGCUCACAUUGUUGAUAUCUGCAAUUGGACACGACGUUGGUCAUCCCGGUGUCAACAACGCAUUCUUGGUCGCGCUCAACGCACCCUUGGCACAGCUUUACAACGAUCGAUCUGUGCUCGAAUCCUUCCAUUGUGCCGCAUACUCACAAAUACUACGGCGUUACUGGCCAAAGGUCUUCUCCGACAUUGCUAUGCGCAAACUGAUGAUCAACAACAUUCUUGCUACAGACAUGGGGUUACACUUCAAGUACAUGAGUGAUUUGGGAAGUCUUCAAGAGAAGAUUGCACACGACAAGGGAGUCAUUGAUGGAUGGAGUGUCAAAGUUCGCGAGGAACACAAGGAUUUGACUUGCGGCUUGCUAAUCAAGUGCGCGGAUAUUUGCAAUGUUGCACGCAAAUUCGAGACAGCCGCCAAAUGGGCCAACAUCCUUACGGAUGAGUUUAGUAACCAGGGCCUGAUGGAAGAAGAGCUACAGAUGCCAUCUUGUCUAUUUGGAGGACCGCCCGUCCGGGACGAUAUGAUCAAGCUUGGAGAGUCACAGAUCGGCUUCAUGAACAUCUUUGCAAGGCCUCUUUUCGAAGCCGUGACCGACAUUCUACCUGCAAUGCGUUUCGCUGUCGACGAGAUCUUGACCAACAAAUCGAUAUGGGAUACCAAGAUCGACCAAGAAAAGCAAAGGAGGAAGUCGAAGACUCCCAUACACCUCGGCCUACUGCAAGCGUCAUUCGCGCGCGACCCUACCCCGAGCCCCUUCUCUGGCGGCCCAGGCAAGCCGAACGCUACUGUUCCCGCACCACCGACAGUCCAGGAUGAAGCCGGUCGCCGUGGCUCAAGUGGUUCAAUGCAGGGCGGCAUUCAUGGUUCACGCAGAUCUUCCGCUGCGGUAGCCCUUGCAUCACGUGAAAAUCAAAGCUCCUCCCGGCGAGGUAGCGGCGAUGCGAACCUUACAGCGAUACUCGUCACACACACCCCGAAUGCGGGCGAUGAUACCCCUAGGGGCUCGGAUGCUGGCACUGAGGAUCGUUCGAAAGCGGAUCGUAAGGACACGUUGACACGAUCUCCCUCCAAAAAGGACAGAGAUAACGGCAGGCCAGUGACAGCUCCCGCCCCCGCCAGACGCAGUCAGGUUGUUGAGCUUUAUCCCGUCCAACAGUCAUCGUCACAGAGCCAUUCGGAGAUAGAUCUCUUGCAAGGCACUAACAGCAAUCUUGAAGGCUCCAAAUUGCAGCAUUGGGAUAGCAACAAGAUGAGUGGUGAAAGUGGCGCAACACAAUCCGAUCUGUCACGCGAUUCGAGUUGGUGGCGACAGAUGAGCUCGAAACGGCGCACAACACGAGAUGCCAGAAAUGGUGACCACGAUGUUCCAUAUCCACCUAAAGAGUCGAUGCUGAAUCCUCCUACGUCACACCCAGAUUCGAACGCGCAUUCGCAGACUGGGUUGAGCCCUGGCAGGAAGAACACAACUGGGCGUUUCAAGAGUUUCUUCAAGCGGAAGCCCAAGGGCCAAGAAGAGCAGGGAAAACAACUCUCGAGCUUCGGCAGCUCCUCGCAACUCCGGACAACCCCACCUACCAGCGAUCAAGGUCGGUCGUUCAACAGCGACGAUUGAGCGUCCCAAACUGGUCUACGGCUACACAUCCAUUCACAGGAUUGAGACUGUAUAUCCGUCAACGAUGACUAUGGUUUACUUCAAA